Molecule: messenger RNA, 918 nt
Organism: Helobdella robusta
Lineage: Eukaryota; Metazoa; Annelida; Clitellata; Rhynchobdellida; Glossiphoniidae
Exons: 7
Coding region: 1-918 (305 amino acids)
Biological process (GO): protein deubiquitination
Molecular function (GO): cysteine-type deubiquitinase activity
Source: RefSeq, a predicted model, not a curated record
AUGAGAAACCACGAUUGCGUUGAAGGAUCAUGCAUCUAUUGUGCCUUGCAGGAUAUUUUUAGAGAAUUUAAAGAAAGUGACGAGAACACAUUGAAUCCAGACAUGUUGCGACUAACGCUGGCAUGCUCCUUCCAGGAUCAGGAUAAGUUCCAGCUGGGACAGUUGGACGAUGCUGCUGAGUGCUAUGAGAAGAUUUUAUCCAGAAUUCAUUUCCAUUUGUCUGGCGGUGCCUCCGAUGAUUUCUGCUCUCUUGGUCACUGCAUCACUCAUGUGAAAUUUGCCAUGUCAUUAAUUCAACAGACUCUAUGUCAAUGUAGUGCAACAUCAGAACCACUGCCGUACGUUCAGCUGGUUGAUUACGUCUCCACUUUAUCCAUCAUGUCUGCCAUUGAGUGCUCAAAGAUGAUGAAGACAAACGACUUCAGUGAAUUGCUGAGAUAUGCAUUCAACUAUGAAAUGUCAAGCACGUGUCCCCUAAAGUGUGGACUGAAGAGUAGAACAGUGAGAACCUUGGUGAACUGUCCUGAUGUUGUAAGCAUUGGAUUGAUUUGGAACUCCGAUCAACCUGAUCCAGACCACAUCAGAGAGUUUGUAUCCACCAUUGGAGAGCAUGUAACUCUGCAUAAGGUAUGUUUCAACACAACGGAGAGUUCAGUUCGUGAGUUAGUAGGCGUUGUGUGCUACUACUUCAAACAUUACUCAACUUUCUUUAAGAGGUCCAAAGAUGGAAGGUGGAUAUCAUUUGAUGAUGCCAGUGUCUCCGAGAUUGGAGAUACAUGGGAUAAAGUGAUUGACAAAUGCUGCAAGGGCAAGUACCAGCCUCUCCUCCUCAUCUACCAAAACAAACAGGCUGAGCUGAUCAACACUAAAACCGCUCCUAAAAAAACCUCUUUCAUAGUGAAAUGUAUGUGUGUAUGA